GGGAGACAGCGGGAGCGCGCACUGAAGAAUGAUUUAUGUGAUUGACAGCUCAGACAGAAAACGCUUUGAUGAAACUGCACAGGAGUUGGCAGAGCUGCUCGAUGAGGAGAAACUGAACAUGGUGCCCCUGUUAAUCUUUGCCAACAAGCAGGACAUGAUGAUGGCGGCGACGGCGGCAGAGAUCGCAGAGAGCCUGAACCUGCACACCAUACGAGACCGGAUAUGGCAGAUCCAGUCCUGCUCCGCUCUCACCGCAGAGGGAGUCCAGGACGGGAUGGUCUGGCUCUGCAGGAACAUUCCCACCAGGAAGAAAUGACUGACCAGAGUUUGAAUUUAAAGGGGUCCUAUUAUGCUCUUUUACAAAGUCUUAAU
This is a messenger RNA of Sinocyclocheilus rhinocerous, 372 nucleotides long. RefSeq names its product ADP-ribosylation factor-like protein 3. The record is from RefSeq and is a predicted model, not a curated record. Gene Ontology annotation, molecular function: GTP binding; GTPase activity. Lineage: Eukaryota; Metazoa; Chordata; Actinopteri; Cypriniformes; Cyprinidae. The coding region runs from base 29 to 316 and encodes 95 amino acids. The transcript has 4 exons.